AUGCCGCUUUUGUUGCCGGAUCUCCCCAACGAGCUCCUGGAUGGCAUUAUUGCCCUCCUCGACCGAAAGGAGAUAAAGACGAUCCGUGUAAUGUGCAAGAGGCUCUCCCUGGUUUCGUCCCGCCACCUCUUCCAUACGCUCUAUUUGAGCUGCCACGACCCCGAUCUGUAUCUCUUCGAGCUUGUUGCAGACAACGCGCUCCUGAUCUCUACAGUCAAGGAGUUAGUGAUUGAUGACACGACCGUGUCGAACACCCUGCUUGAUCGAAGAUUCUACCAACUGAUGACAAGUCACCAAGAACUUUGGAAGAACCGCAAGCUACCAUACUUCCCAGACCAUGACAGCCAGCCCUGGGAUCAGGACGGUCGGGCUUGGUCCCCCGUCGCUGACAACGAAUUUCACAACCUUCUGAAGCGCGUCUACGAAAAUCAUCACAGAAACCGAGCGAUGAACGCCGAUGUGGCUAUUCUUCGCCGUACCCUCCCAAAGAUGCUCUCACUUCAGAGUUUGGUCCUGAGCAACCGAACUGCUGACGACACUCCCCUCGAGGGAGCGCAAAGCAGAUACAAUUCGAGUGCCGUUGUCAAAAUGUGGCGCGAGCUGGGGGAGGCUCGCCGGGAACGACCGCCCUUUCCCCCUCGCGUGGACUGGUGGGCCCCCCUCCAGGACGACGAGUUUGAGGGCGACGAGGCAUUUCACGCAGACUGGCUGGUCGAUGGCUUUGAGGGGCACAUAUCGAUGAACGAGCAUCACCAAGUCGAGGAACUCGAUGAUAACGAAGCUGAUAACGAUGUCGCGCACUCAGAUGCCGGUAGUGACGCCCAGGGCCAGGCCCCUACCCCCGAUACCCUCGAGAACCACCCAGUCCCCCACCAUCCAGCCAUCCCUCUUAUUGGAGCCCGAGCAUUACGCCGAGAAAGUCGUGGCCUACAAGUCGUCAUCGAUGUCCUGUCCAACCGCGCAGUCCAAUCCCGUCUCACUUCGUUUCGCGUGGAUGCGUCUCUGGACACAAUAUCCGACGUGCAGCAACCCGGAUUGUCCAUGCGCCUGUUCGAUUUUGUGAGCCCUCCGUUUGCUUCAAGACUGGCAGCGGGUUUCUCCGCAGCCAACAUCUCAAAGUUCGACUUGGUCCUCUCCAAUGGUCGCGACGGUAGUGCUGGGCAAGCUAUUCUUGACCAUGGCCUGGUGGGCAGCGUUCUGGCUUCUAUGCCUGGACUGACUGAGCUUUCGAUUGAGGGCCACAAUCUUGGAGUCAUCGGAGCAGUCCCGGACGGAGUUGUCUUUAAACAACUCAAGCGUGCUUCGUUCUUUUGCGGCCUAGUCUCUAGAACAGAGAUCCGGCAAUUCGUUCGUCGACAUGCGAACACCCUGAAACAACUGACUAUCGCGUACUGUAGCCUGGAUGAUCUCGACCCGAGCUGGGAGGACGUUGUUGAAGAUAUCAACCUAAUGCAGGGCACCGGAGGAGCCAGUCUGGACAGCAUGUCGCUCGUCUCGGCAUACUCCUCUGUUCCGUUCACCGGCUGCGGUCGCAAUAAGACCAAGUCACGCCCGCCGUCCGACGAAGAGGUUUACUCGUUUAGUCUAGGUGUCGAUGAGACCCUCGUCCUCUGCCCGAGCGAGGACUUGGGGCACCAGACACCGUGA
Messenger RNA from Fusarium vanettenii 77-13-4, 1647 nucleotides. RefSeq lists its product as uncharacterized. Gene Ontology annotation, molecular function: protein binding. Lineage: Eukaryota; Fungi; Ascomycota; Sordariomycetes; Hypocreales; Nectriaceae. The transcript is spliced from 4 exons. The record is from RefSeq and is a predicted model, not a curated record. Bases 1 to 1647 code for a protein of 548 amino acids.